UCCAUCUAUCUAUCUAUCUAUCUAUCUAUCUAUCUAUCUAUCUAUCUAUCUAUCUAUCUAUCUCCACUUUCCUUAUUUUUCUCUCCUUCUAACCUGAAUCUUAAAAACAAAAUAUCUGAUGCACAUCUAAUCUGGGCAUUUUGCAAAACUAUUCCAGGCAAUGGGAAGCUCAGAUGGUUACGUUUCCAAUCGAUUCUUGCAAAGGAAUUUCUAUCAAAAGACAUGUCUCCCUUUCUUUAGAAAGAAUUCCGUCCCAAAUACCACAAUUUAACCCAGUGGCUUCACACGACAAACCGACAACAACAACAAAAAUGAAGCCUCUAAAAAAAAAAAGUGUUCCGUUUGGGGGGAAAAAAACCCUUGCAGGUUAAAAGUGGGAAUGACACCAGCACCAAUUAAUAGGAUGUAAAAUGCACCAAUAAGACAGUUUAGAAAUAGUCAAUGUAACCUUUGGACAGCUUUCAUUUUAAUGCCACGAAGCAAAAUAACUUGCAAUAAAUCACAAUAGCGAUUUGACCCAUGCAAAGGUUUGGGUGCUUUUAAAGAAAAAAAAAAAGGAGAAUUUGCUGAGGUUUUUUUUUUUCUUUAUCUUUUUAGGGUUAAAGCAGAAAUCUCAUUUUUUUUUAAAGACAUUUUUCUACCAGACAAGACACAGAGAUGAACACCUAGCCAAAAAAGAAAGACUCGCAAAGGCGCCCAUCUGGGACUGAUCCGAUCAGCUGUCCUUCCUAUAUUUCUGGUGCGCCACGGAUCACAACGUAGACAACACCACGCAAAUGCUGCAGGAAUGGCUCAGCGCGGUGGAAAAACGUUACCGGUCUAUCGUGUGGAGAUCCGUGGAAGAGCCGAGCUCUUAUCCCAACGAAGUGGGACCCAAACACUGGACGGAGCCGCGCUUCGAACAGAUCAUGAGGCUGAAGCAGGAAGCCCUCGCCUUUGCUCGGCGGCAAGAAGCCGGUUACAUUUUGUUUGCCGACACGGACAGCAUCCUGACGAACAACCAAACCCUGAAGUUCCUCAUCGCACGCAACCUGUCGGUCGUUGCCCCCAUGAUGGAUUCCCAGACCUAUUAUUCUAACUUCUGGUGUGGGAUCACCCCCCAGGGUUAUUACCGGCGUACAGCGGACUACUUCCCCACCAAGAACCGCCAGCGUCGGGGGUGCUUCGCUGUGCCCAUGGUCUUCGCCACCUUUUUGAUCGAUCUGCGAAAGAGCGACACCGCCAGCCUGGCCUUCCACCCGCCGGUCCCUUCCUACUCCUGGCCCUUCGACGACAUCAACGUCUUCGCCUUCUCUUGUCAAGCUGCAGGAGCUGAGAUGUUCCUGUGCAAUCAGGAGCGGUUUGGCUACAUCAACGUGCCGAUGGCAUCGCACCAGACCCUGGAAGAGGAACAAAUCCAUUUUGUGCACCUCAUCCUGGAGGCCAUCGUCGAUGGGCCUCCCAUGUCCCGUUCCAGGCACCUCCACGUCCCCCCAAAACAUCCAACCAAGAUUGGGUUUGAUGAGGUGUUUCUUAUCAACCUGGCCCGACGUCCGGACCGGCGGCAGCGCAUGCUGGAGGCCCUUUACGAGCUGGAAAUAGACCCCUUGCUGGUUGACGCCAUAGACGGAAGAGCCCUGAACAGCAGCAGCAUCAAGAAACUUGGCAUCGACUUACUGCCUGGAUAUUACGAUCCCUUUUCGGGAAGGACCCUCACCAAAGGGGAAGUUGGCUGUUUCCUCAGUCACCACCACGUCUGGAAAGAGGUGGUUGAGAGAGGACUGGAAAAAUCACUUGUACUGGAAGAUGACAUCCGAUUCGAGGCUUACUUCAAGAGGCGCCUGGCAAAGCUGAUGGACGCGUUGGAACGGACGCAAUUCGAUUGGGAGCUGAUCUACUUGGGCAGGAAACAAGUCAACUCCGACGAGGAGGAGGAGGCGGUGGUGGAGAUCCCCAAUCUGGUGGUGCCCGAAUAUUCCUACUGGACGUUGGCCUAUGUCCUCUCCCGACGGGGGGCUCAGAAGCUGGUCCAGGCGCGGCCCCUCUCUAAAAUCCUGCCCGUGGAUGAAUUCCUGCCCAUUAUGUACGACAAACACCCCAACGAGGAUUACAAGAAAUAUUUCCGCAGCCGGGACCUGCGGGCCUUUUCUGUCCGGCCCUACCUGGCUUACCCUGCCCAUUACGCCGGGGACGCCGCGUGGAUGAGCGACACGGAGUUUUCCACCAUCUGGGAUGACGAUUCGCGGGAAACCGCCUGGAGCGGCUCGCAGAAGACCCUGAAGGACGCCCGCGGCAUCAGCCACGGAGGCCCCGUCAGCCACUCCCUCCCCACAGCAGCCCGGGACGAGCUGUAAUUGGCUGGCUGGUUCUCUUAUCGCGGGAGAGAAAAGGCAGAUUUGGGGACGGAAGCUCCCUUUUUUGUCCCCAGGAGACACGGGGAGGGGGGGGAAUGAAUGGUGGGCUGGGCAAGGACCGGAGGAGGCCGGUUUGGGCUCGCCCGUCUGCUGGAGAGGAGGCCUCGGUGGGCAAGGACGAGGGUCUCCAUCGGGUGGGCCAGCCUGGCUGAACGUUUGUGGAUGCAAUAAAGAUUUUUGCACAGAAAAA
Messenger RNA from Crotalus tigris (Tiger rattlesnake), 2583 nucleotides. RefSeq names its product cerebral endothelial cell adhesion molecule (gene CERCAM). The transcript is spliced from 14 exons. Bases 777 to 2333 code for a protein of 518 amino acids. The record is from RefSeq and is a predicted model, not a curated record. Lineage: Eukaryota; Metazoa; Chordata; Lepidosauria; Squamata; Viperidae.